Messenger RNA from Megalops cyprinoides (Indo-Pacific tarpon), 2381 nucleotides. Its product is annotated as acid-sensing ion channel 1-like. The transcript is spliced from 11 exons. Gene Ontology annotation, biological process: sodium ion transmembrane transport. Lineage: Eukaryota; Metazoa; Chordata; Actinopteri; Elopiformes; Megalopidae. The record is from RefSeq and is a predicted model, not a curated record. Gene Ontology annotation, cellular component: membrane. The coding region runs from base 379 to 1947 and encodes 522 amino acids.
CCCAAGCUUUGCUGAAUACGUGGGUGAGGUGCUGUUCCGCGCGCCUUCGCUUCGCAGCGCGUGGGAAUCCCAUCACGGGGACAGAAGCGACUUUCAGCGCGUGAAGGGGACCUGCGACGGCUCGUCGAAAACACCGCCAUCGGAAACACCGCUGUCAUAUCCUCAAUUUAUGAGUACAAGGGAAGGAAACAUUGCGGCUGUGUGUCAGUGGUGCUUGAAAGAGAAUAACCUGUGGAUUUCUUUGCGAAUGACGUAUAUUUGGUGGCCCAUAGCGCCUAGCAAUAUUUCCAAUAACGCUUUGGAGAGCGUGGAAGGGUGUAAACUAUUCACCAGCAGCCCUCUCCAGAAAGCCUCUCCGCUUUUCCAGCUCACGCUGUAAUGGAUCUGAAAGAAGACGCAGAGGAAAUGGACCGCAACCAGCCGCCUCCGAUAGAAGUUUUCGCAGGUACUUCAACGCUACACGGAAUCUCGCACAUCUUCUCAUACGAACGCGUCUGCGUCAAGCGCUGCCUGUGGGUCGUGUUUUUCCUGGGCUCUUUGACUUUCCUGGUGUGCGUGUGCGUGGACCGCGUACAGUUCUACCUAGAGUACCCACACGUCACCAAGCUGGACGAGGUGACCACACCGAUGCUGACGUUUCCUGCUGUCACCUUCUGCAAUCUCAACUCCUUCCGCUUCAGCCAGGUGACGCGGAACGACCUGUACCACGCCGGAGAGCUGCUGGCGCUGCUCAACCGCAGGUAUGAGAUCCGGGACACACACCUGGUGGAGGAGAGCGUUCUGGAGACGCUGAGGGUCAAAGCCGACUUUCACAACUUCAAGCCCCGCCCCUUCAACAUGCGCGAGUUCUACGACCGCGCGGGUCACGACCUCAGAGACAUGCUGCUGUCCUGCCGAUACCGUGGUACGCUGUGCAGUGCGGAGGACUUCCGAGUGAUCUUCACGCGCUAUGGGAAGUGCUACAGCUUCAACACAGGACAGGACGGGCGCCCCCUGCUGGUCACCACCAAGGGCGGGAUGGGCAACGGGCUGGAACUCAUGCUGGACAUUCAGCAGGACGAGUACCUGCCUGUGUGGGGGGAGACAGACGAGACGUCAUUCGAGGCUGGGAUUAAAGUUCAGAUCCACAGUCAGGAGGAGCCACCCUUCAUCGACCAGCUGGGCUUCGGUGUUGCACCUGGGUUCCAGACAUUCGUCUCCUGCCAGGAGCAGCGGCUGGUGUACCUCCCUCCUCCAUGGGGGGACUGUAAGGUGACUCCCAUGGACUCGGAGUUCUUUGAUACCUACAGCAUCUCUGCCUGUCGCAUUGACUGCGAGACGCGUUACCUGGUGGAGAACUGCAACUGUCGCAUGGUACACAUGCCAGGAGACGCUCCGUACUGCACCCCAGAGCAGUAUAAAGAAUGUGCGGACCCUGCGCUAGACUUCCUGGUGGAGACGGACAGUGACUUCUGUUUGUGUGAGACACCGUGUAACGUGACACGCUACGGCAAAGAGUUGUCCUUCGUCAAAAUCCCCAGCAAGGCUUCAGCCAAGUACCUCGCCAAGAAGUUCAACAAGUCAGAACAGUACAUUGCUGAUAAUAUCCUGGUGCUGGACAUUUUCUUCGAGGCCCUGAACUACGAGACAAUCGAGCAGAAGAAGGCAUACGAGGUGGCGGGGCUGCUGGGUGACAUCGGGGGUCAGAUGGGGCUGUUCAUUGGGGCCAGCAUCCUCACCAUUCUGGAACUCUUUGAUUACCUGUAUGAGGUGAUAAAGUACCAGCUGUGCCGCUGCUCCCAGAAGAAACACAAGAGCACCAACAACAACGAGCGAGGCGCGGUUCUGAGCCUCGAGCAUGUCCAGCGUCACACCCCCUGUGAGAACCUCCACCCCCCACCAUUGUAUCCAGCCAAUGUGCUACCUCAUCAGCUUGGGCAGGGCAACUUUGAGGACUUCACCUGCUGAGCCAAUCACAGACGAAUAAGGGCGGGCACUGCCAGUUUGGGUCUUGAAUCAAAAUGUGAAAGAAUGCUCACCAUUGGAAUGGUGAUAUUACGAACACCUUAAUCAGGAUAUUACACCAUGUCAGCAAAGUAAGGAAGCAGCGGCCGUGUGAAAAGCAGCACCCGCGGGAAAGUGGAAUAUGUUGAACAGCGCUGCAGUGAAACAGCUUCCCCACAGCUGAGCUCUGUACAGCUGGAUUCUCACAGGACUCUGUACAGCAGAAAUGGGGAUGUGGACUGACUGUUGCUGGAGAGACUCAGAGUUGCUGCAGCUGGUUUCAGACAGUCCUGGUGCUGCAGUGUUUCUGAUGCAGCUGUCUGCUCCUGCACCGCUGUUGGGCCCUCAUGAGAAAACAUCUCUCAGGGCCGUUUAAACAACACCAAGCAACAGAAAUC